Messenger RNA from Symbiodinium sp. CCMP2592, 1716 nucleotides. Lineage: Eukaryota; Dinophyceae; Suessiales; Symbiodiniaceae. The record is from the annotation of a GenBank genome assembly.
AUGGCCGCCGAUUGCCGCCUCCCUGAAUCUGAAUCUGAACCACCGGCGGCCUCAAUGAAGCUUGGAGAUCGGGUCGAGUCGCACUCUCUUGCCAGCGCCCCUCACCUGAACGGGUUGGUUGGUAAAGUCGUUGCUUUUCAGGAAGGACGUGUCGGCGUUGACUUUGGGUCGCCGCACGGAGUCAAGGCAUUGAAAGAAGCCAAUUUGCUGCUGCUCUCGCCAAACAAGUUGCCAGUGACUCUCCUCAGUGGGUUCCUUGGUGCUGGCAAAACGACCUUGUUGACCCACAUUCUGACGAACCGCGAAGGUCUUCGAGUGGCCGUGUUGGUCAAUGACAUGGCCUCCAUCAACGUGGACGAGCAGUUGCUGAAACAGGGUGUGCAAUUUCACGAGAGCAAGGACAAAAUGGUUGAGCUUCACAACGGCUGCAUUUGUUGCACACUCCGCGAAGACUUGAUCAAAAGUGUUCAUGACUUGGCCUUGGAGAACCGCUUCGACUACUUGAUGAUUGAAAGCACAGGAAUCUCAGAGCCGAUGCCUGUGGCGACCACCUUCGACGCCAAGGAUGAGAAAGGCAAGCACCUCCUCGGUGAGUUUGCGACCCUGGAUACUUGUGUCACAGUCGUCGACUCCGCGAACUUCCUCAAGGAUUACCGAAGCCACGAGAAGGCAUUAGAUAGGAAGGAUUUGGGUGCCGAGGAGGGUGACGAAAGAACCAUAGUGGAUCUGCUGAUCGAUCAAGUGGAGUUUGCAAAUGUCUUAGUCCUCAACAAGACCGAUCUCGUGGGCACCAAUGAGUUGAAAGAUCUUAAGGUAAUGCUUAGCAAGCUGAACCCUGGUGCACGCAUUGUCGAGAGCGAAUUUGGUGUCGUCGAUCCGAAAUACAUUCUGAAUACAAAGACCUUUGACCUAAAGUCGGCCAGCAUGAUGCCUGGCUGGAAACAGGAGUUGAAAGGGGUCCACCACUUGCCAGAAACUGAAGAGUAUGGAAUUUCCAGUUUCGUGUAUCGGAUGGAUCGGCCAUUUCACCCCGACCGCUUGUUGCAAGCGCUCAGCUUGGCUGGUGGUGCGUUCCCUGGCGUGUUGCGCUCAAAGGGAUAUACAUGGGUCGCCAGCGAGGACUUGAUGUCAGUGGAGUGGAGCCAGGCUGGCUGUAAUACUAUUCUGAAGGCGGGCUUCGCUUGGAUAUCGUGUGGCGUGGCCAAGGCUGCCUUGCCGCCUCGGCGACAGGAGAUUGUUUUUAUCGGCAAUGCCAUGGACGAGGCCUCCAUCCGCAAGUGUCUCGGUGAAAUCCUUCUGACAGACGAGGAAUUCCAACUUGGGUCUGAGGUUUGGACGCAAUGGCCUAAAGUGGUCACGAGUUAUCUCUUCUAUCCGGAGGACAAAGGUAGGGAUCUUGAGUUUACGGUUGAUAUCGUGAAGAAUCCGGGCGACAGGCUUGGCUUGCAGACUGGGGAGGAUGGCGAUGGGGUUGAGAUUUUGGAAGUCUUCGAGGGAGGAUUGCUGCACAAGUGGAACACCGAAAAAUGCUCCGAGAAUCCAGAAUUAGUAGUCAGACCUCGCUACAGCAUUCGGUCUGUGAACGGCACAGCUGGGCGAGAGGGUAUGACGUUAAUCGGUUCAAGCACACACUUGCGAUUCAAGAUUUCUCGCUGGCAUCCAAGUCAUUUCAAGACGAUGCAAAGACGUUUCUUUCAGGUAGCCAUGCCAUCAUAA